AACGAGAAAAAUGUGUAGACGCUGGCAGUGUGUGGCAGCGCCUUGAGAUUCUCCUCCUGCUUGCUGCCUGGGCGAGCGGAGGCGCCAUUUGUCCUGUCUUCGCCCAGCCUUUUGCCGGCGACGAGCGCAUCCUCCAGAAUUAUCGGGUACACCCAUGUCUUAUGCUGUGUCGGCCCCUGCCUUGUGGGCGCGUCAGACUGCACAUCUGCCCAAGUGCGCAAAUUCAGGGGUAGCCUGUGCCCCUUCCUUGCCGUCACACAGCCACCUCCCCAAUUUAGUUUGGUUCACAGGGCGUCCUUCAGCUCCCAAGUCCCAACACAGCCGAUUGACAAGAGGCGCUGCAGGUCCUCUUAUGGCUGAAAGGGAGUUGAUUGGCAAGGAUAAGCUUGUGCUUAGAGAUUUGCAGUUUCACGGAUUCCAUGGAGUGAAACAAGAAGAAAAGACACUGGGCCAAAAGUUCGCUGUAGACGCCGAUGCUUGGAUGGAUCUGAGCAUUGCUGGUGAAACUGACAGCAUAUAUGAUACAGUUAGUUACACAGAUAUUUACAGAAUUGUCAAGGAUGUGGUUGAAGGACCAUCUCAGAAUCUUUUGGAGUCAGUGGCUCACAGGAUUGCAAGUGCCACAUUGCUCAAGUUCUCUCAAAUAUCUGCUGUACGGGUUGAAGUUAAGAAACCUCAUGUUGCUGUACAAGGAAUUGUCGACUAUUUAGGUGUUGAGAUAGUUAGGUAUAGAAAGGACAUGGCAGGAAUUUCACCAUGAGCUCCACUGCACUAGCAUACUGAGGAUGGCAUGUUCUUGUUCAAUCUGUCAAUGGCGUCUCUGACUGCUCAACAUUGUGUUCCUUCAGAUGUAUAUACUGCAACAAUUUGUACUGAAUGUUGCUCUCAGAAGCUGUUCGGCUCAAAAUUGAUCUAGUUUUAUUGGAAUUGAAGUAGGCAAUUAAGUUUUUUCUAGCCAAAGCUUGGAUGGAGAUGAAAUUCCGGCAUUGGAAUACUUAUUAUUAGCUCGGUUGAUAUUUUCCAUAUUGCACUUUCCUUUC
Panicum virgatum (switchgrass) is the source of this 1040-nucleotide messenger RNA. Its product is annotated as dihydroneopterin aldolase 1-like. The transcript has 4 exons. Lineage: Eukaryota; Viridiplantae; Streptophyta; Magnoliopsida; Poales; Poaceae. Gene Ontology annotation, biological process: folic acid-containing compound metabolic process. The coding region runs from base 155 to 760 and encodes 201 amino acids. Gene Ontology annotation, cellular component: cytoplasm. Gene Ontology annotation, molecular function: dihydroneopterin aldolase activity. The record is from RefSeq and is a predicted model, not a curated record.